Molecule: messenger RNA, 3724 nt
Organism: Haliotis rubra (blacklip abalone)
Lineage: Eukaryota; Metazoa; Mollusca; Gastropoda; Lepetellida; Haliotidae
Product: spindle assembly abnormal protein 6 homolog
Biological process (GO): centriole replication
Cellular component (GO): centrosome; centriole
Source: RefSeq, a predicted model, not a curated record
AAGCGGGGAGCUCAAACAUGUUGGAACCCGCCUUUCAAAAUAAGUGUCGUUAGACGCAUGACAGGAAGAACGUUUUUACAUGAUUCCGCAGCUGAGAGAAUCUAACAUUUAUAUACUCGGAUUAGAAUAUUCACGAAUCAUUCGAGCAUGAGCUAAAGUCAAAGAAGUACAAAAUGUUAACUUGAUGGUUACGAUGGCAAAACACGACUUCCGGAUACAAAUGUCAUGCUGUCAAAACAAUAAUAACAUGCAUUUUCUUAGAAUUUAUGCCGAGUGAACGAAGGGAAGGAAGAAAUUAACCCUUUUUCUUCAUUGGUAAAAAUAACUGCAGACAGAAUGGCAGACGAACUCUUUUCUAAACGACUACCGGUUGUCGUCAAAUCAGCUGACCGAGAAGAAAGGAAAGUUUCACUCCACUUGCGAAUGGAACUGCAAGCAAUAACAUCUCCGUUACAUAGAAAGGAACUGGUUGUGAGACUCACAGAUGAAAGUGACUUAUUUUUCCUGUACACUCUAAGGCUUGGGGAAGAGGACUUUCAGAGCCUCAAAGUACAGCAAGGACUUCUGGUUGAUUUUGGUGCUUUCCCUCAGAAGUUUAUUGACCUGUUGGAGAUGUGUGUGAAGGAGGAACACAAGGAUGUCCCUAAAUUCAUUCUGCAGUUUGUGAGCCAAGGGUCUCUCUCUGAGAAGGUGACAGGAAUGUUAAACAUUGUAGAAACAAAUCCAUUCAAGCAUCUGACUCAUCUGUCACUCAAGUUCAUCCCAGGGCAGGACGCAGAUGUCAAGAAAUACCUAGCAGACUGCCUCAAACAGCUGAAGGAGACGAAUGGCCUGCUGCAGCAGAGGUUGGAACACACUCAUGGAGAUUUGUCCCAGAGGCUGCAGGCUACACAGGAAUCUCUGGCGUCAAAGUCAUCAGAGUUGGAGAGUCUGAAGACGGAGUGGACGUCCAGGUUGGUAGAGGUUACAUCACGGCACAAAGAAGAAAUGGCAUCUGAGAAGGAGCGCUCACUUCAGAUACAGGGCGGCCUUCAGCAACGGUUUGACCGAGAGAGAAAGGAACUGGAACAGGCCCAUGCCAAGAUAGUCAAACAGUUGGACAGCAGACUGUACGAAGUGGAAGGGGUCAGCAAGGACCUGACAGACAGGAAAUACAAAUCAGAGUCGACAGUCCGAGAACUGAAGUCAAAACUGUCAACGCUGGAGGAGGAACACACACGAGCCAAACAGGAAGUACAGACACUGCGGAAGCAGAACGCCAGCAUGGACUCCGACUACCAUGAGCAGGGCAAGCUGGUGAACCAGCUCCAGACACGGAUUGCUGUCAUGGAACAGGAACUCAAGGAUAAGGAGCAGGUGCUCUCCAAGUCAUCAGAUCUUCUCGGGUCUGAACAGGAGAAAAAGAGGAAGUAUGAGGAAGACUUGGACAGGAAGCACAAGGACAUCAGUAAGCUGGAAGGCAAGGUCAAGGCCAUGUCAGAGGAGCUUAUGAAGGGCAAUGAGAUCAUUAAGAAGUUGCAGGAAGAGGUCAAAAGCAAUCGAGCCAAGGUGAAGUUGAGGACACAGAUUGCAACGGACAGGAGAAUGGGGCAGGACAGGAGCAGGGAAUCGCAGGAUCUUGCUGGCACCAAAGACAGAAGACCACUACAGGAGAAUAGACGACUUUCAGAGAGUGUUGAAACAACCACAAAGAAAUUGGAAGAAAGUCGUCAGCUGUUGAAGACAAAUGAGAAUGUGAUACAGUGGCUGAACAAACAGAUCAAUGAGCAACAGUUGACACAUCACAGAGUCGGGGCUUUCGAGAUGCCCUCUGCAGCAUCAACAAUGGUCAGGCCCGGGGGGACAGCACUGCACAACUACAGCACGUCCAGCUACGGGUCAGCAGCAUCCCACCACAGUGACAGCCAUGUGAUGCAGUCAGGUGUUGGUAUACCACGACAGUACCCACACCGACAGCCCCAGGUUCAGUAUAAUCCAGGGAAUCCUAGACGGAGUGGUCUCCCCAUGCCAGUCGGCCCAGCCCGCCCUGGUCCCCCACCCCCAAUUCCAGAGGAAAUCCGCCCCCAAAGCAACCACAGCUCCCCAGCCUCUAAUGCAGACAAGGAAAAUGACCCACCCAUUGACCCCAAGUUCUUACAGAAGCGGGAGGAUGCCAUCCCAGUCCGGGGUCUGCUGAACAGAAGCAACUCCCCUCCCCUCAUCUCCAACACAGCUCCUCCCCACCCCUCCACCAACUCAGUCCGCAUCAGCCAGCAGAUGAUUGUCCCCCGAACAGUUCAGGCUCCACUGGCUUCAGCGUACUUCCCUGGUCAGAGCAAAGCUUCAUGAUGUCAAAGCUCCGUGUGAAUUUCAUAGUUCUGAACAAUCUUCUCAUGGGAACAUGUUUGGGCGACAUACUCAUAAAGGUGAUUGAGACAGGAAAUUUUCGUGAAGUGCAACAAAUAAGACAAUUUGACGGCUCCACAGUGAGAUGGCCUGUGCAAAGUUUCGGGAUUGUGACAUUCUUCUGAGAAGAUGUUUUGGCCAAACACAGCUGUAUGGUCACAGAAUUUCAGGAACUGCAAUAAUUAUGACAAGCUGGAGGUUCCACAGUGAUUUGGCCUUUGCAAAGCUUCAGGAUGUUCUAUUGCUGUUAACUUUCUUCCAAGAUGUUUUGGCAAGGAAACUGAAUGGUCACUGAAUUUUUUGCAAAGGAAGUGCAACGAAUGAGAUGAUUUGAAGGUUCCAUGAUGACUUGGUCUCUGUAAAGCUUCAUGAUGUUAUGUUACUGUCUUCCAGGAACCUCUUAGUACAAUGUAAUGUUACACAAGUAUUAGUUCAUUAAGUGCAACAAACAAAAGGAUGUGAGGAAUGGAUUCAUGAUGACUGAAUAAAGAUUUCAGAGAUGAAGAAGGGCUGUAAUGAUGAAAUGCUCCAAGGAUCUGUUCUCAUUGAUCAUAUACUUAUCAAUCGCAAGAUAAACUUCCGUUAUUAGAAUUGUUACUUCAUUUGUCUCUGAACUAAUCAGAAUGUUUAGCACUCAUACCAUCUUGUCAUACUUUACAGAUCGAAUGUCUGGAUGCCACUCAAAGAUUGAGUGGUAGACUUUGUAAAAGAUACUUUCUGAAUAUGACAGAUUGUCACAAAUUUGUGAGGUUGAAGAAACUUACAAUCUUCAUUGUGGUCACCUAUAGAACUAUUAUAUGAUACAGCUAGUGUUUUUGUGACGUCCAUUCACUGCCAGAGAACAGCCCUGUGUACGAGGGUUUGACUGAUGUGAUCAUCUCAAUGACUAAUGAUGAGGCGAUGAGAUUCAAGGAGGAUGCAUAAGCUGCCUCAUAAUAGUAGUGUUAUAUCCUUGAUUUUCAAAGCAGUCCGUUAAUGUCAACAUGCAGAGGCUUCAUCUGUAGGACUAUCCUAGAUUCACCUGUGUUCCACAUUGUAGGAUGUUGGUGUGUGUACAGCAUUAUUACCCCUGUGUUCAACAUGUCGCCUACAGAUACGUUGUAAUUUCAAAUGAUAUGUGGGGGCGGUGGGGUAGCCUAGUGGUUAAAGCAUUUCCUCGUCACACCAAAGACUUGGGUUCAACUCCCCAAUGUGUGAAGCCCAUUUCUGGUGUCCUCCCGCUGUGAUAUUGCUGGACUAUUGCUAAAUAAGGAGUAAAUCUAAACUCACUCACUCUAAUAAUAUGUACCAAAGUUCCCCAAAACAAAGAAUUCUAUUACUUCUCGUAUUUUUCUGAAAA